AUGAGGUCAUGGAAUGACUUACAAACUAGAUUAACAAAUAAUAAAACAAUUGACAAGCAAAUCCAAGAACAAAUAAAUAAAGAAAAAGAUCAUUGGAAAAACGUGUUAAUAAGAAUCAUUGCUGUAGUUAAAACUUUAGGAAAAUGUAAUUUAGCAUUUCGUGGAACAAAUGAAAAAAUUUAUGAAGAAAAUAAUGGUAAUUUUUUAACUAUAAUUGAAAUGAUUGCUGAAUUUGAUCUUAUUAUGCAAGAACAUAUUAGGAGAAUUAAUGACAAAGAAAUUCAUAAUCAUUAUCUUGGACAUAAUAUGCAAAACGAACUUAUUAGUUUAUUAGGAGAAGAAGUUAAAACUAAAAUUAUUAAAAAAGUAAGAGAGGCUAAAUACUUUUCAAUAAUACUUGAUUGUAUUCCUGAUACAAGUCAUAAGGAACAAAUGUCAAUUAUCUUACAAUGUUUAGAUCUUUCAACCACUCCAAUAGAAGUUAAGGAAUACUUUCUAGGAUUUUUAGUUGUAGAUAAUACAACCGGUAAAGACUUAUAUGAUGCUAUAGUUGAUGAAAUUAAAAAUAUAGGACUAGAUAUAAAUGAUGUUAGGGGUCAAGGUUACGACAAUGGUUCAAAUAUGAAAGGAAAACAUCAAGGUAUACAGAAACGAUUGUUAGAUAUUAACCCUAAAGCAUUCUACACUCCUUGUGGUUGUCAUAGUUUAAAUUUAGUAAUUUGUGAUAGGGCUAAUUCGUGUGAAAGAGCUAGUGAAUUUUUUGGAGUUAUACAACGUAUAUAUUCGAUAUUUGCUUCAUCAACUCAAAGGUGGAAAAUAUUACAAGAUAAUAUACCAAACCUAACACUUAAAUCAUUAUCGCAAACUCGUUGGGAAAGUACGGUAGAAAGUGUAAAAGCAAUUAGAUUUCAAGCACUACAAUUAAGAAAAACACUUUUACAAUUAUCUAAAAAUUGUGGAGAUCCAAAAAUUAAAAGUGAGGCUAAAUGUUUAGCUACAUAUGAACUUGAAAACUAUGAAUUUUUAUUAGGAAUGAUUAUUUGGUAUGAUGUUUUGUUUGCUAUUAACACUGUUAGUAAAAGCUUGCAAUCAAAUGAUAUAUGUAUCGAUGAUGCUAUAGAUCAACUAAAUGGACUUUUGUGUUUCUUUGAAGAAUAUAGAGAAAACGGAUUUGAAAAGGCUUUAGAUUAUGCAAAAGAAUUGGCUUUAGAAAUGAAUGUAAAACCAGAAUUUCGUGAAAAGCGUAUCAUUCAAAGAAAUAGACGAUAUGAUGAAAAUGCGACUGAACAAGGUGUUAUGAAUGUUGCUCUAAAUCUUAUUACGCAUGUUGCGUUAAUCAUCACGGCCCAUUUUGAUGACAUCUACUCUCAGAAAGACCGUUGCAUAGGAAUGUUUAAUCACUAG
Molecule: messenger RNA, 1404 nt
Organism: Lactuca sativa (garden lettuce)
Lineage: Eukaryota; Viridiplantae; Streptophyta; Magnoliopsida; Asterales; Asteraceae
Source: RefSeq, a predicted model, not a curated record